Molecule: messenger RNA, 752 nt
Organism: Octopus sinensis (East Asian common octopus)
Lineage: Eukaryota; Metazoa; Mollusca; Cephalopoda; Octopoda; Octopodidae
Product: MTRF1L release factor glutamine methyltransferase-like
Exons: 7
Coding region: 83-724 (213 amino acids)
Biological process (GO): protein methylation
Cellular component (GO): mitochondrion
Molecular function (GO): nucleic acid binding; protein methyltransferase activity
Source: RefSeq, a predicted model, not a curated record
AACUUGCCUUUUUCCUCUCUAUUUCAGAAUUCCAUUGCAAUACAUUAUUGGAGAAUGGGAUUUCUGCGACCUAACUUUAAAGAUGCAGCCCCCAGUUUUUAUCCCAAGACCAGAAACUGAGCAACUUGUUGGCCAUAUUUUGAGCUUCUUGGAUGCAGAAAAAAAAGAAACGAAAGGCAGAUUUUUGGAAAUUGGUUGUGGUUCUGGUAGUCUGAGUUUGGCCUUGCUGCAUAAACUCACUCAGUGGAAUUGCGUGGCUACAGAUAUAUCAAAAGAAUCUCGCUAUCUGACCCACGAAAAUGCCCAUCGAUGCAAACUUGCAGAUCGAAUCCAAAUUAUAGAGCAUGACAUCAACAAAGGCGCAGAGAGAUUGAAGGAGUUCUCUCCCUUCGACUUCCUUGUCAGUAACCCACCUUAUAUCAACGAUAAAGAUAUGAAAACUCUUUUACCAGAAGUGAAAUUUUACGAAGACCAACGAGCUCUACGUGGAGGAAAGGAUGGAUUGGAUCUCAUUAAAGCUGUUUUAAAGACAGCAUGCCAUCUGGUGUCUCCUUCAGGAUCAAUUUGGCUUGAGGUUGACUGUAGCCACAUAUCAGAGCUAUAUAAGUGGGUUGUAUCAGAGACAAAGCUCUGCUUACGGACUGUCAAUAUACUUCCUGACUCCUCUGGAAAAGACCGUUUCUUCCAUUUUAUGAGGACUGAAGAUGAUUCAGGACCAGCUUAAGCAAAACAACAGGUUUAUUUCAAAACUU